AUGAAAAUUCAUAAAAUAUUUAAAAAAAAAUAAAUUCAAAAAUAAUAAUAAUAAUUAUAAUAAUCUAAAAAAACAGAUAGAUAACAUACUCCAAAAUCAACAACUAAAUAAAUGUUUACCUCUCCAAAUUUUAAGUAACUGUAAGGUAGCAUAAUAAAUAAAAUGAAACCAACAUUUGAGAAAGGGAAAUCAUUACCUUUUAAAAAAGAAAGUGCACCUGUAAAAUUAAAUAUUCAAAAUAACACUUCUAUUUCAACUGCUUAAAAAUCAAAUCGGAAACCUCAUUAGAAUUUAAUUACGAAGAAUGAAAUUCCUUUUCAAUAUGAAGAAUUCACAUUGUAGAGAAAUCAAAAUAAAAAUGUUUAAACUGAUGGAUUGUUUGUAAUUUUUAAGAUUAAUUAUUUAGUGUUUAGUAAAACCAAUAUUUUAGGAAUCGAAAUAUUAUUAAUCGUCAUUAAUUCAUUUUCAUUAUGAACAAGUAAAAUAAAAAUAAUCUCCUUAUAAAUAUUAUUUUGAAUUAGAAUACUCAUCAUAAAAUGAUAAAUUGAUGGAAUAUUUUAAGGAAUUAUUUUAAGAACAUUUCAUAUAAAAUUAUAAUUGUCUAUAAUAUUGCAAGAAAUACAGCUAAAAUAUUUAAAAGAAUCAUAAGUUUGAAUUUUUGCCUGGGUAAUCUCAAGAGAUUCAAACAUUAGUAUUUGAUUUGGAUGAAACUUUAAUUCAUUGUAAUGAUAAUAACAAUGAUCCUACAGAUUAUGUUAUAUAGAUAUAAUUACCAAAUGAAGGGACUGUAGAAGUAUUUAAAUAGUUUAAGAAAUAGGCGAGGAUAAAUAUAAGACCAUUUUGUUAAUAAAUGUUAAGACUUUUAUCAAGCAAAUUUGAAUUGAUGUUAUUUACAGCAUCUUAUCAAUAUUAUGCUGAUAAAGUACUUGAAUUAAUAGAUCCAGAGGGAACAAUAUUUUAAUAUAGAUUUUAUAGAGACAGUUGUAUAGAAGUAGAAGAUGGGUUAUUUGUUAAAGAUUUGAGGAUAAUUGGGAAUAGAAAAUUAGAAGUAAAACAACAGAUUAAUAUUUUAGAAUAUAUUACUAGUUGAUAAUGCAUCUUAUUCUUAUUGUUAUUAAUUAGAUAAUGGAGUGCCAAUAAUACCAUUUUAUGAUAAUAAAUAUGAUAAGGAAUUAAUAUUUUUAACAGACUAUUUAAUGGGAUUAAAGAAUUGUGAAUAAUGGGUAAAAUAAAACAGGAUGCAUUUUCGUACUUAUUUUUAUUAAAUAUGUACUAAUGGAGAAGAAUGUUUAAAAGAAUUAUUUUAAGCUCAUGAUAUUG
Molecule: messenger RNA, 1320 nt
Organism: Paramecium sonneborni
Lineage: Eukaryota; Ciliophora; Oligohymenophorea; Peniculida; Parameciidae
Source: the annotation of a GenBank genome assembly